Molecule: messenger RNA, 4300 nt
Organism: Dama dama (fallow deer)
Lineage: Eukaryota; Metazoa; Chordata; Mammalia; Artiodactyla; Cervidae
Product: zinc finger protein 724-like
Exons: 5
Coding region: 259-2460 (733 amino acids)
Biological process (GO): regulation of transcription by RNA polymerase II
Molecular function (GO): DNA-binding transcription factor activity, RNA polymerase II-specific; RNA polymerase II cis-regulatory region sequence-specific DNA binding
Source: RefSeq, a predicted model, not a curated record
CGCGUGCGCAGUAGCCUGCAGACUCGGAGUUGUAUUUGAAUGAGCGACAGAGAGUUCUGAAUCCCUGCUGUGCCAGUGGCCGUGGAGGAUUGUGAUUUGUACCUGUUGAGAUCCUCCCUCUGUGUGGGGCUGUGUUAGAGGGAGCUCGCUGUGGUUUUCUAAGUAUUGAACAGCCUAUUUUCAACACUCGGGUCACUUCCCAAGACUGAUCUUACCUGAGAAGGAAGACCAGAGGAGGAGUAAAGCAAGGAGUCAGAAAUGACUCGUUCCCAGGGACGGCUGACGUUCCGGGAUGUGGCCAUAGACUUCACUCAAGAGGAGUGGGAAUGCCUGGACCUCAGUCAGCGGGAAUUGUACAGGGACGUGAUGUUCGAGAAUUACGGGAGCCUGGCCUCCUUGGGGCUUGUCUCUAAGCUGGACCUGGUCGCCUUUCUGGAGCAAUUGAAGGCUCCCAGGAAUAUAAGGAGAAUGGAGACAACAACCAGUUACCCAGCUAUGACUCCACAAGACACCCAGGAUUUGAUGCCGAAGAAUCCAACGUUAGAAGAUGUAUUCCCAAAAGCAAACCUAGGAAUAUGUCAAAUAUUUCACCUCAGAAAGUUAAAUUUAAUGAAAGCCUGGGAAUAUACGAGAGUAUAUGAAAGACAGAGAGGAUGCUUAUAUGGACAUAAAGAAAUGGAGACAGUUACACAGAAUGCUAACAUUACUGCAAAAAGAAAUGAGCAAUGUGAGUCAAAUUGGGAAAAACACCCACUUCAGUCUUCAACAUCUGCUGAGACAUGUAAGUGUUUAAGAAAAGAUUUCCAUCCCUUUUUGAAACAUACAUGUUCUGUAAAAGUAAACCUGAAAAAUCUGGAAGGUAAUCUAGUCUCUACUGCAAAUCCUCAUUCAGACAAUUCUGAACUUAGGCUUCGACUAAACAUACAUUCAAGCAUGUCUGAACACCUACAAUUUAACAGUGAGUGGGAAAACACACAGUCUGAUCAUUUUGAGAGAUCCGUGAGCAGGGGGUCAUUUUUCUUCCCCCAACAAAUAUUUUCUCUCCAUUCCAAGAUAUAUCAUGUUGAUGAUAAUGGAAGAGAUGCAACCCAACCAUCAUUGUUCAAUACAUAUUGUGAUGUGGUUAAUACACAGCAACAUUGCAUGUGCAAUAAAAUGAGUCAGACCUUAAGUAAGAGCUCCAGCUCCAAUAAUUACAAGAGUAUUUUUGAUGGACUGAGAAGGUAUUCAGGCAAUGAACCUGGGUAUACGGUUGACGGAGACUCCAACCUUAAGAAUCAUCUGGGACCCGAAUCUUCAAUGAAGGAUUCUAAACGUCAUAAAUGUAGAAAUGCCUUUCAUCAAAUGUCAGGUUUUUCUCUCGAUAAGAGUCCUUGUACUGAAGAGAGGACUUGUACUGAAUAUGGUAAGGUUUCUAGUCAGUCUUCAGAACUUAUUCAACCGCAGACUGUUCAGAAUCCACAGAAAGAAAACAAGUGUAAGAUAUGUGGGAAAGUGUUUAGUAAGCCAUCCAAUCUAAAUAAACAUAGGAAAAUUCAUACAGGAAGGAAACCUUUCCAAUGUACAGAAUGUAGCAAAGCGUUUACACGUCACUCAGUUCUUACUCAACAUCAGCGAAUUCAUACUGGAGAGAAACCUUACACAUGUACAGAAUGUAGCAAAGCCUUUACUUACAAUUCAAGUCUUAUUCAACAUCGGCAGAUUCAUAUUGGAGAGAAACAUAAAUGUACAGAAUGUAGCAAAGCCUUUGUCUGUUACUCACAACGAAUGGAUCAUCAGCGAACUCAUACUGGAGAGAAGCCUUAUAAAUGUAAAGAAUGUAACAAAGCCUUUAUCCAUCGCUCACAUCUUACCCAACAUCAGCAAAUUCAUACUGGAGAGAAAGCUUAUUGUGCAGAGUGUGGCCAAACCUCUAUUUGUCACUCAGAGUUAAUUGUACAUCAUCGAAUCCAUAUUGGGGAGAAACCGUACAAAUGUAAAGAAUGUGGCAAAGCCUUUAUUACGAAUUCGGCCCUUACUCAACAUCACCAAAUUCAUACCGGGGAUAGACGUUAUAAAUGUAGAGAAUGUGGCAAGGCUUUUAUUAAGGUUUCUGGUCUUACUAAACAUCAGCGAAUCCAUACUGGGGAGAGACCAUAUUCAUGUACUGAAUGUGGCAAAGCCUUUGCUUACAACUCAACGCUUACUCAACAUCGGCGAAUUCAUACUGGCGAGAGACCUCAUAAAUGUAAAGAAUGCAACAAAGCCUUUCCUCGUCUCUCACUUCUUACUCAGCAUCAGCGAGUGCAUACCGGAGAGAGACCUUAUAAAUGUACUGAAUGUGGCAAAGCCUUUGGUCGCAAGUCAACGCUUGCUAAACAUCAGCGAAUUCAUACUGGAGAGAGACCUUAUAAAUAUACAGAAUGUGGCAAAGCCUUUAGUCAGAGUGCCCAUCUCGCUAAACAUCUGAGAAGACACUGAAGAGAAACCCUAGAAAUGGGACAUGUGAUGGAAUAGGUUUUCCCUAAACAUGCAUCAGAAAACACAAGAGUUUAUAUAAGAAACCUACGGAGAUGAUGUAACAAAUAUGUAGAAAGGUAUUUAAUCAAAUGGUAAAUCGAAAUAAAUAUCAGGGAUUACAUACUAGAAGACAUGUCAUCAAUCCUCUUUUCUGAAGUUUCUCUGCAGGAGAAUGACUGUAGGGAGUACUCCAUAGUUAAACACAUAGAAAAUGGAUAUAUUAGCAUGAAUCGUGAGAUGAAGGUUGAUGGUUAGAAUGUUCCAAUUCUUAGCAAUGUAUGUAUGCUUGUUUGUAACGACGUGAGCUGAGAUUAUUUGAAGUGAAUGUGAUUCAGCACUCAAGUAAUGCAUACUAUGCUUUGUUUCUGGUGUGUUUGCAAAGCGAGGUUUUUGACGGUUUAUUAGCCUUUUUAUAUUGUGUUGCAACCAUUUCUAUCUACCCUCCAUUAGAAGAUGAAGGGUACCAUGAUGUAAAAUGGACAGUGACCAUCUAAAUGGAGGUGUCUGUCAUUGAUGUGAAAUAUCUGGAAGUUGCCAUGAUGUCAGUGAUCUUUUAAUCUUUCCACAUAUUAAAGUAAAACAGAAGUUGCUGGUAAGGUUUCAAUGGUAAUAUCCUUGAUUUGUAAGAAGAACACAAUGACAGUUCACUGCAAUAUUGAUUUAUUUUUAUAAUAUCAAUGCAAGUCAUGAAUAUUACUGGCAGUGUUGAAAUAAAGACACCUUCUGUGACAACCUAUAAAUGUAUUAGAAACCCUUCCUGGAAAAGGCAUGGAAUUAGUGCAUACCAUGCUUGCUAAGUGCUUCCUAGGCUUUGUUUGGUAAGCCGUAAAAAUCAUAAAUCUCACAUCAUUACAACAGAAGGAUGAAUAUCUCACUCUGUACUUUUGAUCUGUAUUUAAUCAUGGAUCAUACCGUGGAUUGUAAAAGGUUUUAUUUCAACUAUGUGUUAAAUUAAUACAUGGUUAUUAAUAACAGUGAUUGGCUUUUAGUGUUUUGAUUGAUUGUAAUGAAUGAAAUGUUAACCCACCAGCUACAGUAACCUCUCCCACCUUAUUUAAGGUUGUAGUGAGGAAACCACAACGAACUAGUUGGUAACACAGAGAGAUGGCAUAUGUGGAAAUUACUUUACUCACUGGCUUUAAACUUCUCAUAACUUCAUAUGUAUUCCCUCAUUUCUGUGUUGUAUCUCUUCUCCCAUUUUUUAACUACUUAGAUGCUAUGAUGGUUCUAAUAGGAAGGAUUGUGCAGAGUAUUGUUGACAGUUUCCCUAAACUGCUCCAUGCUGUUGCUGCCUCAGCAUCUCUCUGGGGAGCGGGUAACCUGCAGUUCCCUGAACUCACAGAAGGCAGUCCUGUGAGCACCUGCACUAGAUGACCAUCUUCCUUGAGAUCAGCAGUCUUGCUGAACCCCAGGGUCUAUUCACAGGCCCCCCUUCAAUCACACUGAGAGAGUCAGUUUCUAGGGAGGUUGCUAAGUCCGGGCGUCCUCAAGGAGAGAGGGAUCUGGAAUUCUCGAAAGAAAAAAACGUUUUUCUUUUUGCCUCUACAAUAAUGUAUCCUGCUUGAUAACAGUCUCUGGAAAAAAAAAAAAAAUUCUGGCUAAUAAUGUUAUCUUAAAAGGUAAAUUAUUGGGGUGGGUCUAGUGAGGUCUUUACAACCUUCAGAAAUUCUUUUGAUUCCCUGUAAUAACUAAUUAAAAGUAUAUAACUCCUUUGCUAACACUAGUGAGGGUGCAUUCUUUCUGCCCCUUCUGAUGUCUGUGUCAAAAGCUUUCUCUGUCUCUUUUAUACGUUAAUAAAACU